Truncatella angustata is the source of this 727-nucleotide messenger RNA. RefSeq lists its product as uncharacterized. The coding region runs from base 232 to 561 and encodes 109 amino acids. The record is from RefSeq and is a predicted model, not a curated record. The transcript is spliced from 3 exons. Lineage: Eukaryota; Fungi; Ascomycota; Sordariomycetes; Amphisphaeriales; Sporocadaceae.
CAUCCACGCAUUAGUAUAUGCUCCUUUUAUCUAUUUGUUAAGCAGACGGAGCGGCCCCAAUAACCCCAGAGUUCACAAUAUUUAGUAGGAGAUCUCGAAAUACUUAUUGGACAUUGAAUCAAACCCAGUGCAUUCCAAUUUGGGCCUGUCGCAAGCGUGACGCCAUUGUCAAGCUUUUGCUGAUUACCGUACUUCGUUCGAGGCUGUAAUCAGAUUUCAAAGUCAGGUUCUAUGGCUAGUUCUGCAGGAGCUCGAGCCCCGGGUCUUCACACGCCUACUCAAUCUUUCAGUGGCUCGCCAGCUGAGACAAUGACUCCCGGUCCCUCCCUCAACAUUUCCGGCGACAAGAUGCCCAAGUUCAAGGAGGAAGCUGAUCAUUUCAAGCAACGUCUCUCAGACCAGAGGUUCAACAUGAGAGACUAUCCGGACCCGCUGCUUCCUCGGGACAUUGCUCGCGAGCGUCAUGUGCCUCAAGGGUACACAGCUGAAAAAGAAAAGCACCUUUUGGAUGCGAUUGCAAGGGUCAAGGCUGGCGAGAGUUUGAAACAGGCAGAACGUUAGCCUGAGAGGUGAUGAAGUUCUGUACGUUGGUAACGAGAUACAAGUUUGGUCAUUCAGACGAAGGAGGUGGAUAGAUAUCUUGAUAAGUGUCCGUUCAUAGUCGUAGCAAUUGUUUUACUAUGUAUUUCAACAGAAAUGGCCGCAAUAUAUAUUCUAUUAAGAGUAA